Messenger RNA from Owenia fusiformis, 1157 nucleotides. The record is from the annotation of a GenBank genome assembly. NCBI's taxonomy places the organism in Eukaryota, Metazoa, Annelida, Polychaeta, Sabellida, Oweniidae.
GAGAGCUCUGGAGGGGUGGCUACGACAUUGCAUUUAUUCUCUCCCUUGACCAAAGGACUGGUCCACGGUGUUAUUCCACAAAGUGGACAGGCAAACAGUUACUGGGGAAUCAAAAGACAACAUGAAACUGCUCGUCCAUAUGCUUUUGAGCUUGGUCGACUGGUUGGAUGUCCCCAACAGUCUUCAAAAGCAUUAAUUACUUGCAUGCGUGGAAAACCAUAUUCCGAACUUGUUCAAAGAGGGGAGAAUGAUGUGUCUAGUCCCUGGUUCACAUCGGCAUGGGCCCCGGUUAUUGAUGGGUACUAUAUCCUGGAAGAUCCUUUGGAGCUCAUUAGAAGAGGCAAGUUUUGGAAAAUCCCAAUGAUAACAGGGGCUAACAAGGAGGAUGGAUCUGAUGAAUUAAAUGACACUGGAGCGGAGAAUGGCUAUACACGGUCAUACUUGUUAUCUCAGCUUUUUGAGUACAGCCGAAAACGGGAAAAUCACCAAGGUUUUAUGUAUGAUGCAUUUACCCAAGAGUACCACCCAGACCCAUACAAUAAUGUAGAUAGACAUCGAGACAUCUAUAUAGAGUUCAAUACGGAUCACUCAUACACAGCCCCAGCCAUAGAGCACUCCCUUGGCCACUGUAGACAAGUCAACAAUACAUAUUUCUAUAGUUUUGAACAUAGAUCAAUCAACUGUCCAGAGCCAGUGUGGAAAGGUGUUAUACACGGUGCUGAGCUUGACUACAUGUUUGGUAUACCCUUUUUCAAGAAUGAAACGUGUCCAUGGGGAUGUCAUACGACACGCUGGGCAAAACAGAAUUGGACCAACCAGGAUAGAAAUGUUAGUCUUACGAUGAUGACACUUUGGGCAAACUUCAUAAAAAUGGGGUAGGUCUUGGUUUAACACAUACAUCCAUUCACAGGUGGGUUCAAUUGGUAAGUUAAUGUUGCCAAACCUUCGAUGGGGUUGUAAUAUUUAAAGUAUAAAACAUGCUAAGAUGUGUCACCAAAUAUGGUCACAGUGAUCAACACAAUACAACACAACAGAAUAUCUAAAAGCAAAUUUGAUUAAUUUCUGUAUGAUGUACAACAGUAUUUUACUGUUCUGCAAGGAUAUUUUACAUAAUGAAGGAGUAUCUCUCACAUGUACAAUGCAUGGAAUGGACUAAA